Molecule: messenger RNA, 2209 nt
Organism: Alexandromys fortis (reed vole)
Lineage: Eukaryota; Metazoa; Chordata; Mammalia; Rodentia; Cricetidae
Product: ribose-phosphate pyrophosphokinase 1-like
Exons: 2
Coding region: 266-1222 (318 amino acids)
Biological process (GO): purine nucleotide biosynthetic process; 5-phosphoribose 1-diphosphate biosynthetic process; ribonucleoside monophosphate biosynthetic process
Cellular component (GO): cytoplasm; ribose phosphate diphosphokinase complex
Molecular function (GO): magnesium ion binding; ATP binding; ribose phosphate diphosphokinase activity
Source: RefSeq, a predicted model, not a curated record
AGAGAACGUGGGAGGCGGGGCCUACGGGAAGGGCGUGGCCUUGAGUAGCGUGGAGGGGAACUUGCUGGAAAGAGGCCGCGGAAGCCUCGGGAGCUUCAGGAGAACCGCCGAGGAGAUUAGAAAGGCCUGAGUUGCCUGUGUCGAUGUAAGAUGGCGGAGUAGGAACGCGGUGCGAUAGGUGUUCAGGCUACCGGCUGACUUCGUAUCCAGUCUCUGCAGCGGCAGGAACCACUGAGCAAAGAGCGCGUCCGUGUAGUUGCCCAAAAUGCCUAAUAUUAAAAUCUUCAGCGGGAGCUCCCACCAGGACUUAUCCCAGAAAAUUGCUGACCGCCUGGGCCUGGAGCUAGGCAAGGUGGUGACUAAGAAAUUCAGCAACCAGGAGACCUGUGUGGAAAUUGGAGAAAGCGUACGUGGAGAGGAUGUCUACAUCGUUCAGAGUGGGUGCGGUGAGAUAAAUGACAAUCUAAUGGAGCUUCUGAUCAUGAUUAAUGCUUGCAAGAUUGCUUCGGCCAGCCGGGUGACUGCAGUCAUGCCGUGUUUCCCGUAUGCCCGCCAGGAUAAAAAGGAUAAGAGCCGGGCUCCCAUCUCAGCUAAGCUUGUGGCAAAUAUGCUAUCUGUCGCAGGAGCGGAUCAUAUUAUCACCAUGGAUCUACAUGCAUCUCAAAUUCAGGGCUUUUUUGAUAUCCCAGUGGACAAUUUAUAUGCAGAGCCAGCUGUCCUCAAGUGGAUAAGGGAGAAUAUAUCUGAGUGGAAAAACUGUACUAUUGUCUCACCUGAUGCUGGUGGAGCCAAGAGAGUGACCUCCAUUGCAGACCGACUGAAUGUGGAUUUUGCCUUGAUUCACAAGGAACGGAAGAAGGCCAAUGAAGUGGACCGCAUGGUGCUGGUAGGAGAUGUGAAGGAUCGGGUGGCUAUUCUUGUGGAUGACAUGGCUGACACUUGUGGUACAAUCUGUCAUGCCGCUGACAAACUUCUCUCAGCUGGAGCUACCAGAGUUUAUGCUAUCCUGACGCAUGGAAUCUUUUCUGGCCCAGCCAUUUCCCGUAUCAACAACGCAUGCUUUGAAGCAGUAGUAGUCACCAAUACCAUACCUCAGGAGGAUAAGAUGAAACACUGCUCCAAAAUACAGGUGAUUGACAUCUCCAUGAUCCUUGCAGAAGCCAUCAGAAGAACCCACAAUGGCGAGUCUGUCUCCUACCUGUUCAGCCAUGUUCCUUUAUAACAGAAUAACCUCUGAAGCUUUUUGAAAAUAAACCAACCCAUCCCUCAUGUUUCUUGGUAUUUGAGUUCAGCAGAAGACCCAGCUUGCUCCAGUGUAGAUUUUUACAUUCCGCAUUAGCUACAUUAGAAUUUAGCCUAAAUUGGAAAAGGACAGAUUGUGGUUAACUGCUAGGAUGUCCUACUUGUGUUGUUUCAUCCUGACUUGCUUGUUUAUUUUGUGAGCCUUGCAGCUGGUGACUAGAGGUCAGCUGCUGAAAGAUGUAUGGACUAUUGAGAAUAUUCCACAAGGUCCAUAGGACAUAAUUGACAGAGCUCAUACUCCAUUGCUCGGGAACGCUUUGGGGUUUUUCUUCAUAGCAACAAAGUCAGCCCAUAUGUGAUACAUUUUCAGAGGUUUGUGCUAAACCCUAGCAAGAGCCCUGAGCAUCCUUAAACAUAGUUCCAGUAGUUGAGCACCCUGUCAGGCAGGGGCAGGUAGCUCAAUGCAGUAAUUAGCCUUUGGGAAGAAGAAGCCUGAUCCAUUGCCAUCUGUUUAACUCUAUAGCUUGAAUUCACUACACUGGUUCCUUUCCUUUUGGCUUUACCUUCAGCCAUCUUGACCUUUUCCUAGCCAAAAAUAUCUUGGACUCAGUGAUCAUGGUACUUGUACCAUAAUCCUCUGUAAGAGACUUGCUUCUUGCUUUGUAGCUGCUAACUUUCUCAUUAGAUAACUUGCUGUAGUGUAGUCUUCCCUAGCCUAUUACCACUGUGGCGGUAGCUUUGAGGUGGUGUCUUAGUGCCUUUUGAUUAAGUAUUUAAUUUUCAUCUUCCUUGGAUCCAUUUGGUCUCUCAAUUGAACAGAUUUCUGCUAAACAAUUUGGUGUUAUAGUCUCUUGUUGAGAACUUAAUGUCUGUUAAUGUAUGCAGAAAAAAAUAAGUUGCCUGUGUCAUGGUGCCAUAUUACAGCAAUAGAAAUGUAACACACCAUAAAUAAAUGUUUAAAAACUAA